GUUGUACAGUUGCCCCUGUUCUCUCCUCCUUUCAAUGUAAGAUGGUGGUUUGUGGUGUAAGUAGGUAGCCACUAGCCAGCAUAUAAACUAACUGAAAAGGCCGGCAGUCUCUACAAGACAACUGCUACUGAGUCCAACAGACGGCAGCUUUCUGUAACGGAGUUACUGUCCUAAACAGGCAGACAUCCUGGAGAGGGAUCCCCAAUAACACAUAGGCAGGCGUGUGCAGCUCCUCCUGUCCCUGUCCUGUGACAGCAGCGCAGUCCAGCAGUGUGGAGUCGUAGGAUGUCCCGGAGCCCCGAGGUGAAGGACGAUUCGAUGGAGUGCCCGCUGUGUAUGGAACCACUUGAGAUCGAUGAUGUCAACUUCUUCCCCUGCACCUGCGGAUACCAGAUCUGCCGCUUCUGCUGGCAUCGCAUCAGGACAGAUGAGAACGGUCUCUGUCCCGCCUGCAGAAAGCCCUAUCCAGAAGACCCUGCUGUGUACAAGCCGCUGUCACAGGAGGAACUGCAGAGGAUCAAGAACGAGAAGAAACAGAAGCAGAAUGAGAAGAAGCAGAAGAUCACAGAGAACCGCAAACAUCUGGCCAGUGUCCGAGUGGUCCAGAGGAACCUGGUGUUUGUAGUGGGGCUGUCCCAGAGGCUGGCUGACCCUGAGGUUUUAAAGAGACCAGAAUAUUUUGGGAAGUUCGGGAAGAUUCACAAAGUGGUGAUCAACAACAGCACGUCAUACGCUGGUUCACAGGGACCCAGCGCCAGUGCCUAUGUAACAUAUAUUCGCUCCGAAGACGCUCUCAGAGCAAUCCAGUGUGUCAACAAUGUAGUGGUAGAUGGGAGAACACUGAAGGCUUCUUUAGGAACAACAAAAUACUGCAGUUACUUUUUAAAGAGCAUGCAGUGCCCCAAACCAGACUGCAUGUACCUGCACGAGCUCGGGGAUGAAGCUGCUAGUUUUACAAAAGAGGAGAUGCAGGCAGGAAAGCAUCAAGAGUAUGAACAGAAACUGCUACAAGACCUCUACAAAAUGAACCCCACCUACCUAGCUGUGUCAGGGGACAAACCAAAGGGCAAAGCCAACUCUUUACAGAGGUCCAACAGCUCCAGUAAAGACGGCUGGCUGUUGUUACAGCCUUCAAGUCAGACGGCCAACGGUCUGUCAUCAGACCACAGGAAGAGUCCGCCGCUAGACGGGUCCGACUCUGAACACUUGACCCCCGAGGGGCCUGAAACUGACCUUAGCCUCGGCCCCGUACCCACCCUCUCCCCGUUCUCUUCAAACUGUGACCUUGCUAGCCCCAGCGACAAACUGCCAGACAUCAUCAGUAUAGGCAACGGUGAAACCUCUCAACUGCUCCAGGGCAGUGACUCUCCAUCGCCCCCUCCUGGUCUCAGUAAGCCCAGCCUGGUGGUUCCCAUCAGUGUCACUUGCCACACGGCUCGCUCUCUGUUUGAAGGGGCUGCUGCAGAGUCCCAGUCCCUGUUCUCAGACAACAGUAAUUUCAGGCAUCCUAACCCCCUCCCCAGUGGACUGAGCGGCUUCCCUAGCUCCACACACAGCAACGCCGACUGGCCCACAGCACCAGAACCACAGAGCCUCUUCACCUCAGAUACCAUCCCAGUGUCGUCGUCCACAGACUGGCAGGCAGCGUUUGGCUUCGGCUCGUCCAAACAACAGCAAGACGACGACCUGGGCUUCGACCCCUUCGACAUCACCCGCAAGGCCCUGGCUGAUCUCAUCGAGAAGGAGCUCUCUGUGGAGGACAGCUUCACCUCCCCUCUGUCACCCGGCUCCUUCCCCCACAGAGCCCACGGACCCCUGCUGAAAUCAUUGCCUAACAAAAGCUUCGGCCCCCCAGGAGGGCUCCCGCUCCCCAACCACCUCCCAUCCAACAGCGGCCUCUCUCACCACUACUCUCAGCUUCAGCACCCUCACCGGGGAGGCUACAGCUCCUUCAGCUUUCCCUCUCACCCUUCAUCAUCUUGUUCAUCCUCCUGCUCCUCCACCACCACCUCCUCCUCCUCCUACUCCUCGGCAUCUCGUCAGCCCUGGAUGGGUUCCGGCUCACACAGUAACUUUGUACAUUUGAACCACACAGUUAGUCCAGCAGUCUCCACCUCACACAGCAACUUCUUGGACUUGACAGUGCUGCCAGGACCUCACAGUACUGGGCUGGGAGGAAUCCCCAUCACAGAAAACAGCAGUAGUGUAGAGAAUCUAAAUGUGAAAGAGUGGCAGGAUGGCCUCAGAGCACUCUUACCCAACAUCAACAUCAACUUUGGAGGACUGCCCAACUCCUCAUCUUCCUCAUCGUCAUCCUCCUCCUCAUCCAGCAUCAACCACACAGGGGCACCGGGGGGUUCUGGGAGUGUUUCUCACAGCCUGUGUUGGGAAGGCAGAGCCAGCUGGAUGGACCCAGCCAUCAUCACAGGGAUCCCAGCCUCCAGUGGUAACAGUCUGGACUUUCUUCAGGAUGACAAUCCUCCACAUUGGCUCAAGUCCUUACAGUCGCUUACAGAGAUGGACGCCCCCGCCUCACACAGCGGCCCCUACAGUAGCCAGCAGCCCCCCCACAGAGCCAGCUGGGCCCACUACCCGGCCCCCACCAGCCAAUUUCACUCCCCACCACCUGGCUUCCAGACGGCCUUCAGACCCCCAACACAGACCCAGACAGACCUGUUACAGAGCGCUGCCAUCAACCGCCACUAGGGACUGUCAAAACACACACACUGCGAACCACACCAAAGCAGAAAUACAAAACUAUUAACAACUAAUAAGAUAAUAUACUGUUUUAAUUUUGUCCUCCCAGAUUUUCUGAGCGCUUGUGUUUCUCAUCUUGGUUUCUGAUUGGUUGUUGGAGUUGAUCUAGGCAAGCUACCCCAGCCACACACCUCCUAACACAGUUUGACAGCAUCAUGAUCACUCUGCUGAGACUCUGUUUAGACAAGAAGCAUGAGCAAGGUCCAGGGUUUGAGGAAGUUUGAGUUCGAAGAAGUGUUUGAUCCACAGAAAAUCGUAUCACAAGGGCAAAUACAGUCAUGUUGUGAGGGACUGUUUGAGAGAUGCCGAACACUGAUGUUGCCUUAUGUUUCAGAACAUGAUUACACAAUUGAGUCUUCAAUCAGUCUUAAUAAGAAAAGCUGUUUGCCCUGAAACUCCUGAGCAGAGUAAUCUAGAGACAAUAGGUUGCAUCUGAGAAUCAGACCCUCUGUUUUUUGAUCAGGAAGAAAUGUAAGUUUAAGUAUGAUUUAGGUAUGCUAGAGUGGCUUUUAAAAACAGAAACAUACUUAUUUCUAGAAAUAUUCACAUUCUCAACCCCUGAAGUUACAUCUGAGUUUUCAAGAUGGCAAUACAGCCAGAGACUCAUCAACUGAAUUGUGAAUAAUGGGGAAACCCAGAAGCACAAUUCCAAUACAGCAAAUUCAUGCUGCUUUUGCCUGCAGUAGUUCUACAUGUUGCAAUCAUGACAGUGCAGCUCAUGGAACACAAUGCCUUGAAAUUAGCUUUGUGUAUCUCAAAGCUUUUGCUUCUGGUAUGUUCGGGUAUGUUUUGGGCCUCAGUGGUAGGUCACACCAGAAGAUGGCACGCAGAAAUUCAUUCUCACAUUCUUGUGAGAAUACGUGAUGCUGGAAUCAUGGUGAAGUAGUGACUUCCUGGUCACCACAAACAGUGUCCUGAAGGGGAACUCCACCAAUUUCACACAUCAGCAUUUGUUUCCAGGUGUUAAGUACUACCACAUGUGUGAAAAAGUAGUAUAAAGCCUUUUAUGUCUCCAGAGGGAGCUGUAUGAAAUCUGAUAAACUGUCUCAAGUGAUGUCACUUGAGUCAGUGUCAGUUGGGGCUGAAGAUAAAAGUUUGAGGGUGUUGAGCAUAACACACCCCAAGCUGUACAGUCGAGUGAACUGAGUAGUGUUACUGGUGAUGUAGGCACCAGGUUUUGACAAGGAAAAAGAAUACUUUUACUGUCCAUUAUGAGUCCAACAAUGUUAUAGGAGUGUAAUGCUAAUCCAAUGGAAGACUCUUUUAACAAUUAAUCCAAAGGAAAGGUAUUUGUACCAUCCACUCCUGUCUCACGACAGACUGCCCACCAUGGCUUCAUCUCUUUGAUUGAUUCAGUUAUACUCCAGCAAAGUAGUUCCCAUAGUAGUCCGUUCCCUUCAAUAGUUUCGAUAAAGUAGCUCUAAUUACUUAGGAGCCACAGGAACUAAAAUGAGGAAAUAAACUAGACUAUAAAAGUGUAUUUUGCACGUUCCUGUUUGUUUCCACCACAUCUGAAGAGCCAUGCAGAUUAGGGAAAUUAGUCCAAUAACAGGUGAACAGAAACAGUGAAACACAAGGAAACUACAUCAACAGUCAUUUAGUCUUUUAAAUGUGACCCUCUGGUCAAAUCACAGGAAAGGUUCAUGAGUUUCUUGGUCCCAGAAAUAUUCCUGUGGUAGAAAAGGGCUGAAAGUGAAAUAAACUCUUGACAAAGGAACCAUGCCUCCUUAAGCUAAUACACUGAUCACAGCUAUUUCUAUGACAUGAGUUCAUUUCUAUAAGCUACAAAUGCUGGUGUGACCUUUGGUCUUGUCAUGUUUCACAAGCUCAAAGGAAUUAUGUAGAGAAAUCAAAAACAUAAGCUAAGCCUUUUUCACUUUGAUUGGAGGAGAUGUAGAACUUCUAUUCAGACAAUAGCAGUGAUCCCAUAAAGGGCUGGAGAAGCUCCAAAAUGUAAGUAGACAGCAGAUGCGCACACAAAUGUGUUUGUUGUUAUACUGACUGUCUGCAAACAUGGAUGUAUUCACAUGUUUGUUGUUUCAUAUGUUCCAUGCGGUCAUACAUUUUGUGCCCACACAAACGUGUGUAAUAUUAUGGCGCUAUGCAGACAGUAUAAUAGUAUAAUUUGCGCUUAAGGAGCCUGAUGCUCAUCAUGCUUAAGUAAAAGAGUUUGGGUCUUGCAAAACAAAGACAGGACGUCUUGUAUCUUGCCAAACCUCUGUAUCAGAGGGUCCGAGGUAGACAGACAGCCACGAUAUGUCUCAGUAUGUCAGCUCAGAGUAGGUUUAGCACAGUCAUUGCCACUGUGUGGCGCUCACUGUCAGCUGUUGUCAGAGACCUUGCCCAUGCUCUCAGAUUAUCUGACAGCUUUAAGCCUCAGCUCUCAGUGAUGCUGAAAUGCAGGGGCAGGUGUUGUCCUGUGGUUUGUGUUUGUUCAGACAGGAAAGCUCUGUUUAGUCUUCAUUUAUUAAAUUGUUCUCCUGUCAGUUCUUAGAUAUUUAUAUCAAGGUAUAGAGUUAUAUUUAGAAUUUUUUCUAAAUAUUCUAAAGAUUUAGCUCUCUUAAAUUAAACAGUUCAUCUCAAAGGACUAAUUCUUAAGUAGGAUUAGUGACACUUAACUGUCUGCUUUUUGUUGUUUCUUGAGGCUGUGUGUGUGUGUGUGUGUGUAUGCUGGGAUAGCAAUCCUACAGGACAACUCAAACAAUCAGUAACUUGAGGUCUACAUCAUCAACACCUUCAUUAUCCUCCAGCCUUUAUCGCUCCUAAGUUGUAUGUUCUUUCAUGAGGUCCAGACAGCUUUCAUUAUCCAACAGUAUUCUUGAGGAUGAAAACACUGAUGCAGUCUAACACCUUUUCCACAAUGCUAAAACAUGUCUUAAAUGAAGAGCAGGUCUGGAACAUAAAACAAACUAAAUAUUAAAUAAAAGAGAAAAUCUGA
This is a messenger RNA of Thunnus maccoyii (southern bluefin tuna), 5695 nucleotides long. RefSeq names its product CCR4-NOT transcription complex, subunit 4b (gene cnot4b). Gene Ontology annotation, cellular component: CCR4-NOT complex. Gene Ontology annotation, molecular function: ubiquitin-protein transferase activity; RNA binding; metal ion binding. Gene Ontology annotation, biological process: protein ubiquitination. The record is from RefSeq and is a predicted model, not a curated record. The transcript is spliced from 13 exons. Bases 286 to 2706 code for a protein of 806 amino acids. Lineage: Eukaryota; Metazoa; Chordata; Actinopteri; Scombriformes; Scombridae.